AUCUGGUUAUUUUGGUUAUUUUGGUUUCGAGUGUGAAUUUUUUUCCUGUUGUUCUGAGCUUUUCUGUUCCAAAUUUUUGAGCUCAAAUUCAUCCAACCCAACUAUGCAACUGUAAAGUGCAAAGACUAAUCGUUGUGGAACAAUUUCUCCUUUCUUUAACUAGUGAUGAUACAUGAAAUUGUCUUCAGUCAACUAAAAUUUACGGCUCAAUCCAUGAAUGUCUCCUUGGUUACAUGUAAACAAUCUUUCAGCAUGUUAUUUCUAAUCAAGUGUUUAGUUAAAUUAUAAUGAUUCGUUUCUUGUUUAGCAAUUAACUUUUAACGCUAUUUUCAUUAAAAAACAAUGACCUCAACAAUUAAAUUAUCACACCUGAUUAGGUGUAAGUUUUCUAAAUUAAGAUCUGUACAUCGUAACUGUGAUAAUCCCUUAAACCCGAAUCGAUGGUAUUCACAUGUAUCCUGGAAAUCUUCGCAUUGUACAGUUGACCGACGAAAAUUGUUGACAUUCUCUCAGAAUCAGCAACUCUUGUCUAGUAUCGCCUGUUCCUCUAGAUCUGUCUCAUCCAAUCCACCAGUAUCAGUUGAUGUUGAUAUAGGACCGUUGAAUAUUUCAAAAAUAGCUGAAGAACUGGAAAAAUUGAGUAACGCAGAUAAGACUGGAGUUAGUCCUAAAGUUGCUGAGGAUAGCGUCUCAGUUACUGAUAUUGAUUUGACUGAAUUUACUUCUUUAGUAGAAUCUACUAUACCAGAAGCACUUUUAACUGCGACUGACGUUGGGUUAACAUGGUGGGCUCCAACAAAUCUUGUUUUCAAAUCGUUGAUGACAUUUCAUGAAAAUUUACCUUGGUGGGGAUCGAUUGUGGCACUUACAGUUUGCGUUAGGAUGAUUCUUUUGCCAGUAAUGAUAGUAAAUAUGAGAGCUACAAAAGUUAUUACACAAAAUAUUCGGGUCCUUGAAGAACGUCGCUCUGAAUUCCGAGCAGCGGUUGAAUCUGGAAAUCAACCUAUGCAAAUCAAAACCGCUAUCAACUUUGUAGAAACUAUGAAAAAAAAUCAUUUGGGAGUUUUCAAAUCUAUUGCCCCAAUGAUAGCAAUGGGCGUCGUAUUUUCUAGUAAUUUCUUUGCCAUCAGAGGUAUGGCAAAUUAUCCAAUUGAAUCAAUGAAGACUGAAGGACUCUAUUGGUUCACGGAUUUAACUGUGGCUGACCCGUACUUCGUUUUGCCGGCUUUAACAUCAUUUACAUUAUAUUUUGUUAUGAUCAGUGGAAAUGAAACUGCUCCGGUUGAUCCAAUGUCAGCUAAAUUAUUGAAAAUUAUGCCAGCAGUAGUAUGUCCGGUGAUUUUUAUUGUUGGUGCAAAUUUCCCCGCCGCUCUUGGCACUUAUUGGCUCGUAAAUAAUAUGAUUAGUUUAGGACAAGGGUUCAUUCUACGUAGAACAAAAAUCCGUGAUUUAUUCGGAAUUCCAGAUACAUCAAAAGCUGCCAAAGAAAUGUCCCAAAGUGCGCUACAAAAUACAGUGGAUAUGCAAAAAGAUAUCCAAGCUGCAACGGAGGUAAUCAAGCAAUUUUACCAAGUCAAAAUGGCCGAGAAUAUUAAACUUAAGGCCGUUAAAUUGAAAGAAGACAAAGAGAAGUGAAAUAAAAGUGGUUUCGUUCAGUGGAUUUUUUAGUCUGUGAUCUACGAUCGAUAAACAUUUACUUUUUCGCAUAUACUUUACCAGGAUAUCAGCUACUUCAACUUUCGGAUUCAUUCGAUCUUAAAGUACCGUAAUCAACUAAAUGGACGUUUACCAGCCAUUAAACGAGUAUCUGAUGACUUGGUGGAUCAGUUGGAAAAUCAACAUGAACUUUGUUGUUUACAUUUUCGGGCUUAGUUAGCUUUAUUAUAUUUGUAAAUAGUAGCCCCAUAAGACAUCUAUUUCAUCGUUGAAUUAGAAUCAGCCCGAAGUAAUUGCUGUUUGACCAGUGUAUUUUUUUCUAAAUUUUGUUAAUUUAAUAGUCUGCUCAAUAGUGUCGUCAAUCAGUCAAAUAAUUUAUUUGUAUUAUCUGAGGAAAAUAUUCACCUUUGAAAUAAAGGUUGAAAUAGUUCACCAAACUUC
This is a messenger RNA of Tetranychus urticae (two-spotted spider mite), 2097 nucleotides long. Its product is annotated as mitochondrial inner membrane protein OXA1L. Gene Ontology annotation, molecular function: membrane insertase activity. The record is from RefSeq and is a predicted model, not a curated record. Gene Ontology annotation, biological process: protein insertion into mitochondrial inner membrane from matrix. Gene Ontology annotation, cellular component: mitochondrial inner membrane. NCBI's taxonomy places the organism in Eukaryota, Metazoa, Arthropoda, Arachnida, Trombidiformes, Tetranychidae.